AUUCACUACUGCUUAGAGUGUGGAAAGAGUUGUUUAACUCAGAGUAUACUUAAAAUACACAUGCGCGUUCACACAGGAGAGAAACCAUAUUGCUGUUCACAAUGUGGAUCGAGUUUUAGCCAAUUAAGUAACUUAAACAGUCAUCAGCGCAUUCACAGAGGAGAGAAGCCUUAUAGCUGCUCACACUGUGGAAAGAGUUUUACAUGUUCAAGUUCUUUGAAAAGACACCUGCGCAUUCACACUGGAGAGAAGCCCUAUAGCUGCUCACACUGUGGAAAGAGUUUUACUUGUUCAAGUUUUUUGAAAGACCACCAGCGCAUUCACACUGGAGAGAAGCCCUAUAGCUGCUCACACUGCGGAAAGAGUUUUACACAGUCAGAUUCUUUGAAACAGCACCUGCGCAUUCACACUGGAGAGAAGCCUUAUAGCUGCUCACACUGUGGAAAGAGUUUUACAUGUUCAAGUUCUUUGAAAAGACAUCUGCGCAUUCACACUGGAGAGAAGCCCUAUAGCUGCUCACACUGUGGAAAGAGUUUUACUUGUUCAAGUAUUUUGAAAGACCACCAGCGCAUUCACACUGGAGAGAAGCCCUAUAGCUGCUCACACUGCGGAAAGAGUUUUACACAGUCAGAUUCUUUGAAAAAGCACCUGCGCAUUCACACUGGAGAGAAGCCCUAUAGUUGCUCACACUGUGGAAAGAGUUUUACAUGUUCAAGUUCUUUGACAAAGCACCAGCGCAUUCACACUGGAGUGAAACCGUUUUACUGCUCACACUGUGAAAAGAGUUUUACACAGUCAGAUUCUUUGAAAAAGCACCUGCGCAUUCACACUGGAGAGAAGCCUUAUAGCUGCUCACAGUGUGGAAAGAGUUUUACAUGUUCAAGAACUUUGAAAGAGCACCAGCACAUUCACACUGGAGAGAAGCCCUAUAGCUGCUCACACUGCGGAAAGAGUUUUACACAGUCAAAGUCUUUGAAAAUGCACCUGCGCAUUCACACUGGAGAGAAGCCCUAUAGCUGCUCACACUGCGGAAAGAGUUUUACAUGUUCAAGUUCUUUGAAAAAGCACCAGCGCAUUCACACUGGAGUGAAACCGUUUUACUGCUCACACUGCGGAAAGAGUUUUACAAGAUCAGAUCAUUUGGAAAAACACCUGCCCAUUCACACUGGAGAGAAGAUUUAG
Molecule: messenger RNA, 1182 nt
Organism: Tachysurus vachellii
Lineage: Eukaryota; Metazoa; Chordata; Actinopteri; Siluriformes; Bagridae
Product: zinc finger protein 135-like
Exons: 1
Coding region: 61-1182 (373 amino acids)
Biological process (GO): regulation of transcription by RNA polymerase II
Molecular function (GO): RNA polymerase II cis-regulatory region sequence-specific DNA binding; DNA-binding transcription factor activity, RNA polymerase II-specific
Source: RefSeq, a predicted model, not a curated record